Cajanus cajan (pigeon pea) is the source of this 1552-nucleotide messenger RNA. Its product is annotated as esterase/lipase/thioesterase family protein. Gene Ontology annotation, molecular function: protein methylesterase activity. NCBI's taxonomy places the organism in Eukaryota, Viridiplantae, Streptophyta, Magnoliopsida, Fabales, Fabaceae. The record is from RefSeq and is a predicted model, not a curated record. Gene Ontology annotation, biological process: protein demethylation.
ACCGAGGAAAGUAAAACCGCAACAGUUGCUGGUUGGAUUCUGCAAGAGUUUGGACUUUCGAGAUCGGAGAGAGAGAGAGACAGAGAGGUACAUGGAUUCUUCUUCUCACAUGGCUUCGCUUCCCGAAGAUACGACGGAAGAACAUUUACAACAGCAAACUCAACCCGCCUCUGUUUUCGCUUCCGUUCCUCAUCUCCCUCCAACUAAGAGCUCUUCAGAAAAAUACGCACCUCUAGAUUGGUCCCAGUAUUUUGACAAAGAAGAGGACGUUGCAAUUCCCGAAUCGAAUGAUGUUUUUCAUGUUUACACGGCAGGAACUGAGGGCCCCGUUGUAUUCUGUUUACACGGUGGUGGUUAUUCUGGGCUCUCAUUUGCUGUCUCAACAAGUAAAAUUAAGGAGAAAGCUAGGGUAGUUGCAAUGGACUUGAGAGGUCAUGGGAAAUCAUUGACAGAAAAUGAUCUCGACUUAUCUGUUGAGACUUUGUGCAAUGAUGUAUUGGCUGUUAUAAAGGAAUUAUAUAGCGAUUCUCCUCCAGCAAUUAUUCUUGUUGGUCACAGCAUGGGUGGAUCAAUUGCUGUGCAUGUUGCUGCAAGGAGAUCAUUGACCACCUUAGCUGGGUUGGUGGUUGUGGAUGUUGUAGAGGGAACAGCUAUGGCUUCACUGAUUCAUAUGCAGAAAAUCCUAUCAAACAGGAUGCAACAUUUUUCAAGCAUCGAAAAAGCUAUUGAAUGGAGUGUCAGGGGUGGCUCUUUAAGAAAUAUUGAUUCUGCUCGUGUAUCAGUCCCUGCCACAUUAAAGUAUGAUGAUUCAAAGAAAUGUUAUCUUUACCGAACUGAGCUGGAAAAGACUGAACAAUAUUGGAAAGGCUGGUAUGAAGGCCUCUCAGAUACAUUUUUGUCAUGUCCUGUUCCAAAGCUGUUGUUAUUAGCAGGAACAGAUAGAUUGGACAGGUCUCUCACCAUUGGUCAAAUGCAAGGGAAGUUUCAAAUGGUAGUUGUAAGGCAUACAGGGCAUGCCAUUCAGGAAGAUGUACCUGAUGAGUUCGCAACUCUGAUUGUCAACUUCAUUUCUCGUAACCGAAUAGGCCCUCAUGGAAUUGAGAUACCUGGCCUCCGCAAGCCAGCCUUUUCAAAAUCUUGAAUCCGGUGUUUAGAUAAAUCAAGAAUGACCCCCACUGCAAGAUGAUGAUGAAUUUUUUACGCCGAUAUUCCUUUAGUUUUAAUAUUAUUAUGUAUACUUCUAUGUUUUGGUGGGAGGGUAGGUGAAACGAUUAUAUAUCUCAGAUUAUUAUCAAAUGUAAUGAGCAGUGGGGAAGAUGAGGUUGGACAUGGAUUUGAGCACUUGUUAGCGAAGUUAGUGUCUCCAUCAAUAUUAUCCAUAGUAAAGUUUAGGCAUCUCGCAUUUAAAGUAGGGAAUGCUCCCGAAAAGGGCAAGCCAUGAAAAAAUUAUGCAUCCGGGAAGAAAUGUUAAUGCGAUAUGUGAUUUUAGUUUCCACUCUAUCUAUAAUCAAUAAUCAAGAACAAUAAUAAAGAUGAUAGGAAGUUUUAGUUA